AUGCAGAGCGUGAAGGAUGUUGGGGUAACGCCACUGAGGCCGUUUUGUAGUACUCCACUGACACAGGUGCCGGAUGUCGUGUUGAUACCGCCCUUUUACGUCAUUCUGCUGGCGAGUGUUUUGUGCUGUUUGUGGAACACGGCUUUUAAUUAUUUUAUGUCCCGCCCUGGCAAACUUGCACACACAAUUCGAAAGUGGGGGAGAAUUUUACGGUUGACUCGUCGAACGAAAAUAUCCAAUUUGCAGGAACCCAGCGGGAUCCCACCGAGCUGUGGCGAAGCUUCCAUUGAGACCGAUGGACUUCUUGGCACGAGUAUUUUUACUGGCGACAACUCCUACGACACAUUUUUUAUUCAACGUAUGUCUGACACUGAGUUACAGGUGGAGGCUCCUCUCCAACCGCACGCCAACGUAUUAAACAACGCUCUGCGUGACUCCCUUCGGUCUGUAAGAAAGGAGGCACAGCACAUGGUGUUUGUGUACAACCCAAAAUAUAUGAUUGUAGCAACAGUAAAAAGCCUGAUGAUGCUGGUUGUGCUGCAGUAUCACUUUGACUACAAGGGCGGGUGGGACCGCCUCGUUGUUUGCUCCGCUGCCAACUUGAUGAGUGGGCUGUUGACUCCCGUCCUGGAGUACGGUGCGAGGUUGCUGCUGCCUUUAGACCUCGAGCGUGGGACGCGAGGGGUGAUUGUGGAGCCGGAAGAGCCGGCAGACUCGGUGCUUAUUGUGGAGGUGCUUGGUCACAUUGGCAGGCUGGAGCUGGAGGAUCUUGAAACGGUGCUGAUUCAGGGAAGCACGUUCAUUGUCUUUGGAGCUGCCCUUCUUCCUGCAGUGGUUGUUUUCUGUUUGGCUGGCGUUGCCUCCUUUCUCUGGCUUUUUUUGCCGGUGUGGACGCUUUACAUGGUUGUGCGCCGCCUGUACUACGGGCACAUUGGUGAGUUGGAGAUGCAAAGGCCGUCAUUAGGGCCGAUGAAUGUGUUUUUGACGCCGGCUGGUGAGUUUGCGAAGGCGGCGUUCCUAAAAGUCAUGACGCUCUUUCUGCUUCAAUGGACAGUGCAGUGCAGUUUCUUGCUUGGACUGCUGCUACUGCAGGGCGGGGGGUAUGAAGAGGCUCUGCAACUUGAGGCCAGUCAUCAGUUCUGGGGGUGCUACAAUAUCCCCGAGAUGACGAGGUUUGAGUGGCUCUGCUUCGCAAGUCAAAUACUUUUUUGA
This is a messenger RNA of Trypanosoma cruzi, 1212 nucleotides long. RefSeq lists its product as uncharacterized. The transcript has a single exon. Lineage: Eukaryota; Euglenozoa; Kinetoplastea; Trypanosomatida; Trypanosomatidae. The record is from RefSeq and is a predicted model, not a curated record. The coding region runs from base 1 to 1212 and encodes 403 amino acids.